CCAGCUUAAAAUAAUCAGCGAUAACUUUUUAAAUAAUUGCGCUCGAAAGUUAUAACCUUUAGUAGCUGCGUUUGCGACGUUGCCACGUUUACCACCGACUUCGCUCAGUUCUGCGCGCGCGCGUUUGGGAGAUAGACGUGUGCCAGGCGUCUCAGACCCCACGUUGUACGGGACGUCGUCAAAAACUGGAAAUGCCGCGCUUUCUCCAGGACUCAGAAAUUGAGAGGUGUUUAUUGGAAAAUGAUUUUGAUUCGGAGGACGAAGCGAUUUCUGCUGAGAAUGAUUGCGAAUCGGACCAUUGUAGUAUAGCGUCUGAAUGUCUUACGGAAGUAGAUGCAGAAGAAGAUGAAGAAUAUCUAUUUCUCACAACAAGAGGUACUUCUAGGAGUCGUUCUCAAACCAUCAGGGGCGCUUCUAGAGGUCGUUCUCGAACUAACAGAGGUGGUACUACUGGUCGUUCUCGAAGCAACCGAGGUACUUCUAGGGGGAGUUUCCGAACGAACAGAGGUGCUUCUAGAGGUCUUCAACCGAGAAAUCAAUGCACUUCUCAAGGUCAUCAGUCGCCUGCGUCACUUGAAAUUUUACGUCGCGUAACAUCUCACCAAGCAGAUAGCCGCCAAAACAGCUUGUCACCAUCAGCUCAAUAUAAUCUUGAUUCUCCUACAUGUUCUACUGCAUUGGAUGAUCAAGGCCUUUCCAAUGAUGUUUUUAUAGCAAAAGAUGGCACAAACUGGCAAAAACUACCUCCUCGAUCUAAUGUCCGGACUAGAGAUGAAAACAUUGUAAGAGGUGCUCCCGGAGUAAAGUCACAAUUUCAACAAAAGAAAUCUCAUUUAGAGUGUUUUGAGGUGUUUAUUUCAGAACCCAUAAUGGAUGUAAUAUGGCUUCAUACCAACGAAAAAAUUUCUACUUCAAAUUUAUUGGAGAACAGAACGGGAGAUAAAUUAGACUCAACGCGGGCUGGAGUGACAAGAGCUGAAUUAAAAGCAUUAUUUGGGCUGUUAUUACUGGCAGGUUUAUAUAGAUCAGGAAGGCAGAAUACGGAAGAUCUAUGGGCAACGGACGGAACUGGCAUAGAGGUGUUUCGAUUAACAAUGUCUCGAAACAGAUUUAUGUUCUUACUGGAGAAACUUCGAUUUGACGAUAUGUAUUCAAGAGCAGAGCGAGCUAAAUAUGAUAAACUUGCACCCAUUCGUGAAGUGUUCGAGUAUUUUGUUACCAAUUGCCAAAACUCUUUCUCACCAUAUGAGUAUCUAACCUUGGAUGAGGAGCUAGUGGCUUUCAGAGGCAGGUGCCCUUUUAGACAGUACAUACCCUCUAAGCCAGCAAAAUAUGGAAUAAAAAUAUACGCCCUUGUAGACAACAAGACCUAUUUUAGCUGCAACUUAGAGGUGUAUUGUGGAAAGCAACCUGAAGGUAGUCCAUAUGCCGUAAGUAACAAACCCCACGAUCUCGUGAAACGAAUGAUAAAUUGUGUGUCAGGAACUGCGCGUAACAUCACAAUGAAUAACUACUUCACCAGCUAUGAGACUACGAUGGAGUUACUACAGGAUCACAAACUUACUGUGGUGGGAACAUUGCGGGCCAAUAAGACAUAUAUCCCUCAAGAGUUCAAGAAAGCACGUGAAAAAUAUACAUCUUUAUUUGGUUUUCAAGAUAAAGUCACAAUCGUCUCAUAUGUGCCAAAGCCAAGAAAAAUGGUCUACCUGAUGUCUUCUAUGCACCAUGAUUGUGUAAUAGACCCCGAAACUGGAGUACAACAGAAGCCAGAAAUGAUAACAUUCUAUAAUGCGACGAAGUCGGGCGUUGAUGUGGUGGAUAAGCUGGCUAGAACGUAUGAUGUUUCUAGAAAUUCACAACGCUGGCCACUUACAAUAUUUUUCAGCCUAUUGAAUCAUGCAGGUAUAAAUGCAAUGGUGAUGUAUAUGCUGAAUAAUGGAACAAAUAAAGGAAAAACAAACCAAAGAAGAGAGUUCAUAAAGAAGUUAGGAUUGUCGUUGAUAGAAGAGCAACAAAAGAUAAGAAAAGAAAAUGAAAGAUUACCGAGAGAAUUGCGUAAGAGAGUUGCGGAGCAUUUAGGUGAACCACUUAGUCCUCCAAAAAAAACAAAAAAACCAAAUUCACGCCAAAGAUGCUCUAGAUGCCCAAGAUCCAAAGAUCGAAAAUCAACGCGCGCUUGCGCGAAAUGCGAUGCACCGUUGUGUUUGGAACAUAGUAUUUAUAUAUGCAAAGAUUGUGCUGAUUUACUUGAAAAUGCUUAA
Messenger RNA from Aricia agestis (brown argus), 2261 nucleotides. Its product is annotated as piggyBac transposable element-derived protein 4-like. The transcript is spliced from 2 exons. The record is from RefSeq and is a predicted model, not a curated record. The coding region runs from base 192 to 2261 and encodes 689 amino acids. NCBI's taxonomy places the organism in Eukaryota, Metazoa, Arthropoda, Insecta, Lepidoptera, Lycaenidae.